Molecule: messenger RNA, 7578 nt
Organism: Homarus americanus (American lobster)
Lineage: Eukaryota; Metazoa; Arthropoda; Malacostraca; Decapoda; Nephropidae
Gene: Pgant9
Product: putative polypeptide N-acetylgalactosaminyltransferase 9
Cellular component (GO): Golgi apparatus
Source: RefSeq, a predicted model, not a curated record
AUGAAGACAGUAGUUCGAAACCAACGAAGCUUCGAAACCAAAUUAAUGAUGAAUAGGGAAACAGAAUCAAACUCAAAGUGUAAGGCGCCGGGGAAGUUCUUAGACAACCUGCCGGAGACCUCGGUAAUCGUGUGCUUCCAUAAUGAGGCGUGGUCAGUGCUGCUGAGAACCGUCCACUCCAUCCUCGACCGCUCCCCACCGCAGUUCCUCAAGGAGAUCAUCUUAGUCGACGAUAAUUCUGACAUGCCUCACCUAAUGCAACAGCUGGAGGACUACAUGGCCCAAUACCCUAAGGUCAGGAUCGUCAGGGCCCCGAAACGCGAGGGACUGAUCCGGGCCAGACUGAUGGGGGCUCGUCACGCCACUGCUCCAGUCCUCACCUUCCUCGACUCCCACUGCGAGUGUACAACAGGUUGGCUGGAGCCCCUGCUGGUGCGCAUCGCCGUAGAACCUCAAACAGUCGUCUGCCCAGUCAUCGACGUGAUCUCCGACGACAGCUUCGAGUACCACUACCGUGACUCCUCAGGGGUCAAUGUGGGUGGCUUCGACUGGAACCUGCAGUUCAAUUGGCACGCCAUACCCAGCAAAAGACGCAGCAGACAUCAACACCCUGCCGAGCCUGUACGGUCACCCACCAUGGCUGGGGGGCUGUUCUCCAUCGACAAGGCCUUCUUUGAAAGACGGUUUACCUAUGAUUCAGGAUUUGAUAUCUGGGGAGGAGAGAACCUGGAGUUGUCCUUUAAGACGUGGAUGUGUGGCGGUACCCUGGAGAUUGUCCCGUGUUCACAUGUUGGCCACAUCUUCAGGAAAAGAUCAUACAAGUGGCGGUCCGGGGUCAACGUUUUAAAGAGAAACUCCAUCCGUCUAGCAGAAGUCUGGCUGGAUGAAUACAAGAAAUAUUACUAUGAGCGGAUUGGAUAUGAUCUGGGAGACUUUGGGGACGUCAGUGACAGGAAGAAAUUGAGGGAUGGACUCAGCUGCAAGUCCUUCAAGUGGUACUUAGAAAUCUAUCCUGAGCUCUUCGUCCCAGGUGACGCAGUGGCUUCAGGAGAGGUUCGCAACAUGGGCGCAGGCGGGUCUACCUGCCUUCUCUCACCUGCACGCAGGGCUAACUUGCACAAAGCUGUGGGCCUCUACCCAUGUCACAAGCAAGGGGGUAACCAGUAUUGGAUGUUGAGUAAGGAGGGAGAAAUCCGCCGCGAUGAAGCGUGUAUGGACUAUGCUGGGUCUGACGUCAUUCUGUAUCCCUGCCACGGGUCUAAAGGCAACCAAUACUGGGAGUACAGUCCAGAGACAAGCCGUAUUACACACGGCAGCAGCAAGAAGUGUCUUGCCAUAUCUCAGGACAGGAAGAAGCUGGUCAUGGAGGACUGCAACUUGGCUGAGUCAAGACAAAAAUGGAAAUUUGAAAAUUAUGAUCCUAGCAAAAAACUAUGAAGUCUGGUCUGAUUUUAAAGUAAACCUUGUUUUUGUUUGCAUAUUUUUCAAGUGCCUCUGUGUAUUUCUUUUAUAUAAUAAUAAAAAAAUAAGGGAAAGAAUGCUAAGUUGAGUGAUUUGUGAAGACUGAGUUUUGUGCUGGUUGAUGAGGACUUAUACCUUCAUGGUUUUUCUUCCUUAGCAGCAGACAUUAUUUUUACCAGUUAAUAUCGCUGGUGAUUACAUAUUUCAGUGUGCCCAAUAGGUGACCGACUCUUCUUGUGCUGAGAAACAGUAAAGCUUAUUGUAAACUGAAAUAAUUAACUUUACUGAUAAUGCACUUGCUGCAUCCAUCUGCUACAGUAGUUAGUAAAGGUUGUGAUUAGAAGAAUCUUCCUUUAGCUUUAUAUAGUGUAAUUGGUCUUGAGUGAUGACGCUGGAAAUCACAGAUACCUCGGUGGUGGAACUGUGGAGUGCGACUUAUGAACAGCUAGUUUCAAAAAUUAUUAUUUUUAUACGAACUCGAUGGUUAGAUUUGCAAUUAUUGUUUGACGGUAGUUUAAAUGUUGAGUUAAAUUAUGAUCAUGUGAAUGGUGACAUUGUACAGUGAUUAAUUUAUGACUGAACAGACCGUGGAAAUAAUUAACGAAUUAAAAAAAAAUCGAAAAAAUGAAGCUUAUGACAAGUAGUUAAGAAAAUAUAGUGAUUGGGACAAAAAUAUCGUAGUUUUAAGAUCAGUUUCAUAUUUACUUAACAUUUAUAAAAUAUAAUGAAUUUUAAGGGCAAAUAUAUAUGUGUACAGUUCAUAGACUGAUACAGUGUUGCUGAAACUUGAUGGAAGAAUUGGUGUAGAUGAGAGUGCAAGUUAUUUUUUCUUAAGUCCAAAUGGCAUAAAAUGAUUUGUCCUGAUGACUGUUUGUCAUGUGUGCCUCUCAUAACUUUGCCAGAGUAUUUGAAACAUUAUCAUUGAUAGCUUAAAUCAGUAUGAGAAGAACUUAUGAAAUUACCCAUUGCUCUUCAAAAUGUACCUUACUCAAGCUAUCAGUGACAGUGUUAAAAUAAACUGAGUCAUUGACCAAUGGUAUUAUGAAUGUGUCCUCAGUGUAAAGGAACUGAACCUUAUUACUUAGAAAUAUGUAGUUACCUCAUUAAGUUUGUUUUUCGUAACUCCAGUACUGGUUACUGAAGUUGUGGCCUCUUUUUUAUAUAUUGGUGCUUGGGAACUACUAGGUGCCCCAGACAUUUGGUCCCAUAAGGUUUUAAACAUUAUGUCUGUAAAUGUUGAAAAUACAUACAUGAUAACUGUUGGCCAAUGUUGCUUCUUGUAAAUGAGGUGUAAACAUUGGCAAGUACUGAGAGAUUCUAACGAUUAUAAGUCAAUGGUAAAUGACCUAAACAUUUUCAUUUCCGACUACAGUAAUAUCGAUAUCUCAUCCUCCAAAAGAGUCAACAUAGGUCUACAAUUGUAUGAUGUGCACUUUGAGUAUUUAUUGACACAUUGUUAAUGCCCACUGGAGCUAGACAUCUGGGCUACCCUGUACAUCAGUAUCUUAGGGAUAAAAGGGCAAUGAUAGACCCAGGGGAACACAGUCAUGCCCAUUGGAAUUCCUGAUUAUUCUUGUAUUUCCAACUUCACAUGCUUUUUAUGCGAUGGAUACAGUAUACUGGAGUGUUAUCCUCAGUAUAUUGUGUAUGAUUUGUAUCUGAAUUAUCCUUCAGUGUGUAAGGAAGUUGGAGAAUAUUUUCAUGGUUUAGUAAGAUGGCAGUAAACUGGUUGUAGGGUCCUUACCAGGGUAUCUAUAACAAUUUGAAAAUAUAACACAAUUCGGAUUUUUAACUUUGUCAUGAGUUAGUGUUUAAAGUUAUAUCUGAGGGAGCCAGUAGUGCACCCAGUCUAUUGUUGAGAGUACUCAAGGGUGUACUGUAAUGAACUGUACCAGGAAGGAAUUGAAUCCUCCACUUUAUUUUGUGGUAAUUUUUAAGACUUCAGGCUAUGCGAUGUGUCUUCUGUUUAUGGGCCAUGCAAACAGUGUCUUAUAUCACAAGGACCAUGGAAACUGCCAUUUUCUCAUAAUUCAGAUAUUCACCAUGAGUAUUUUGAUUACUUGUUGAAAUAUUGUGUCAAAAUACAGCCACUCACUUGAGCACGACUCCCCUGGAUCUACCCUUGACUACAUUAUUAAUGAUUUUGUAAUUAUUCAGAUGAAUCAUUAUAAGAGUAAUUAGUGCACAAACAUAUUGAGGCCAUUUUCCACUAUGUGGGAAUACAAAUGAAGAGAGAAAGAAUGUUAUGGGACACAAAUUGAAGUUAGGAUGUAUUGUGACAUAUUUUAUACUGGUUACAUUGUCUAUGAUAUUAGGCUCUACAGUACACUUUAUUUUUCUCUCUCCCUCCCUGCCUCCCUCCUUGCUACAGUUAACUUAUGUACAUUCACUCACUUAAGUGCCAGUGUACCAAAUUACAUCAAGUACACUGGAAAUUUGACCCUGUUAAAUACACUGUUGAAAAAGUACCCAAAACCAUUUCCUAUAUUAUUGUUAACUUAUUCCCAUUACUUUUAGUUUUUUACUUUUAUCCUCUUCACCACUGAUCUGCUCGCCAGCCUCUUGGGCGAUCAGUAACGUCUCUUACUUUUCCUUUUCUCUUAUCAUAGUUCCCCUUUGAAGAAACUUUUGGUUUCACUACUAGUUGCCAAAUUUGGUUAAAGGUAUUUUUACCAAACCUGUAUCAUUAUUUUUUCCUCAUUAUUCUCUCAACUUUUGCAGAAACAUUUGUUAUGAGCUGCCACCCAUUUAUAUCUCAUCUAAUUGUUCAUUUUUUGCUUUAAGUCAUUAUGCUCUCUCAUUUUAUAUCUAUCAUUUCAUGACCUGUACAUUAUCAGACGCACAAUAUCCAGGUUUUAUUUUUGAUUCUUAGGAUUAACGUCUGUCACUUCUUGCGGAGAUGAUGUUGACCUCUAUACCACUGACGCUGACUCAUUAAUGUUCACAAAUUUAUAAGAACUACAAAAAUUAAUAGUUAAAUAUAUAAAACUGUAUAACUAUAGGUAGUCUUUUUCUCCAGCUGUUUGUUGUACUUGGGAUCAUCUGGUUGUACAAUAAAUUAUAAAUAAAACUUUACCAAGAAAAGUCAGGUGACAAAAAUGAAAAUGGUAGAACUUAUUUUCUUUUGCAACUUUAACAAAAGAUUUUUUUUUUUUUUUAAGAUUUAAGAUAAUCUGGUUUAUACACUAGAUAUUGACAAGAAAAUAUACCAUAAUUAGUUGUAUAGUCAGAGUUGAGUUGAUUCAAUAAUAAGUUCAUAAGGGAAAAACCUCAUCUCUCUACAUUUAGGAGUUUACAGAGUUGUUGUUGAAACUGGUACAUGAAGCUGGGUAACCUGUGUUGUUUUAUCUCUAUGCUGUGGGUCUUCAGGUUACAUACAGUACUGUACAUGAACAAUUUUAAGACAAGAAAAUGUUCAGAUAAUAUUUAUACAACUCAUAGACUUUGAAAUUAUUGCAAUGUUUUAGAUGUUUCAUUUGAGACUUAAUGCAAUAAAUUGCACAAUUGGGGUACUUGAUUAUUGAUUUAUUUAGAUGUCAUGUUAUUCAGUUAAAUUUUGCAGUUUGGUUUUGCCUUUACCAUAACAAAACUAAUUGUACAAUGCUGUUACAUUCCAAAUUAUUAUUGCCAUUUCAUGACUACAUUCCAUUGUCAUUCCAAAGUAGUGCUAUAGUAUAUAUAUCUAUAUAUAAUUAUUGAAUUGAUAGUUUUCCAAUAUUGUUAAAAUGUAAAAAUAUUUGACAUAUCAGUCAUUAUUUUGCCAAUGUUGCCACUUUACAUAUCAGUCAUUGAUGAGGUGGAUGCUUCUCAGCUGUUGUUAAGGCUGUGUCAACUGUGUAAUCAUAUUGUAAAUCAUCAGGUAAAUUGUUGCUUAUAUGCCAGUCUUCAAAAGUGGUUACCAGUAGUGUGUUAAUUUCCUCCUUCAUUGCUAGAUGUCCCUCCAUCUAUUUACUGUACCAUUUGCCACACACAAAUGUAGUAGGUUGACAGACAGCCAUUUCCAAAAUCCGAAUUCAUCUUUUGCCUCGACACACACUCACAUUGAACACCCAGCAGCAGAGAUUAAUUUUUGUAUAUAAAUUCUGCUCACUGGUUUGGUUAUCUCAGAAAUGAAGGAGUUACUGGUAUGAUAUACUGUACAUAUAUUCCUAACUUCUAUAUUUUGUAUUGGUUCUUGCUGCUAUGACAGAUGCACCCAUUGUCCAGAUACCCAUUUGAAUUACUCCGGAACUCUCUCGGCCGUAAGAUAAAUUGUUAUUAAGGAAACAUGCAGGUUCUUUGCAUCUUUAUAUUACUAGAUAGGCUUUAAUGUCUACAAUUCCUUAUACAGUAUACGUGAAAUCUAAUUUAAGAUACAGCAUUUUGUCUCUGGUAUCUACAUAUAUGUUUUCCCAUUUUUGUAACCAGUCAAACUGCUUGAAACAUAUAACAAUCAAGUUCUUUAUGUAUAAUGAGUAAUUACAUAUAUUCUACAUUUUUUUUUAAUUAAACAGAAAAAUCUUAACUAGAAAUAAAACUUAAAUUUUUACUAUCACAAAAUAAUAAAAAAAUUUAAAUAGAAUUAUUGUAGAUUAAGGUACAGUCGACCUGUUGGUGUAAUGCUGUAUUAGUUUACAAUACAUAAUACAUUAAUUAAGUGCAGUAAGCAUUUUGUAGCUGAUUUGUCAAUAGAUAAAACAAAAAGAAUAUCCAACACAUGAUAUAGAUUUUUCCUGAAUUGCUAUCUAUGAAUUCUAUCCUCCUGAUUCUGAAGAAAAGUACACUUUUGUGCUGGAUGAAUCAUGGGUUACUGAGACAUUAAAGAAUAUGGGGGGGGUUAAGUGUUAUAAAAUGGGUGUAAAGAGAAACAGAAUGGGUCUGAAACCAUAUAUAUACACACACACUUACUCACACAUACUUUACCCAUUAUGUAAAAGAAAUCCCUCACUUGUUUUUAGAUAGUAUAGACAUAAACUUAAAAGCUCCUGAAUAAAUACCAGAUUGUUAUGUAGAUUACUGUUGGGUGAUAGUCUUAAACACACACACACACACACACAUAUAUUCUCUCUCUCUCUCUCUCUCUCAUGAUGAAUGAUGUUAAGCAACUCUUUGUUUAUCGUACAUCAUGACUCGAAGAACUGCGGUCAAACUAUGUAUCUGUCACCUAGAGAAAACAAAGAGGUACAUCCCCAAAAGUUAUCCAUUAUAUAAAUUUCCUUGUGUUUAUGUUAUUUAUUUUACUCUUUGUGAAGGAGAACUUGGUUGAUUAUUUAUGAUUUCUAUAUAAUAAAAACAGGAGUAGAUUAUCAAAUAUACAGUAAUUCCAUUUAAGUACAGGUACAGGUAGCAAAAUACAGUAUAUGUUCAGUCACCACAUGGUUUAAUCUACAAGCAUAUGAGUUUGAGGACCUAGAAAUUUUAUAUACCAGUAUGUUAAGGUUAAAUUAUUUUCCAUUAGUUUAGUUUCGAGACAAAUUGAGAAAAACAAACCUUACUUCUGAAUGAAAGGCAUAAAGCAACUAUUUAUGGACAUGCUGCUCAAAUGUAUUAGAAUAAGAGUUUGGGCUCUCCUACUAUUUAUUCUUAGCAGUUAAAUACAGGGUUCAUUUUUUUCCUUUACUUGAGAACCCUAAAUGAUUACUAAUGUAUUUUAAGAUGUGCAGUAAACAGGAACCUGAAAAUCUGUAGGGGUAAAGUCUGAACAUUAUGAAAAACAUCUAAGGUUCCUGGUAAUUACACAUCCUGGAAUACAAUAGUAAUCAUUUAGGGUUCUAGAAUAAAAUCAAUUACCUUGUACAAGAUUUUUUUUUUAUUAUUUACUUAUGUAUAAAUUUAGUAAACGAUGUACAGGUAUAUUGAAAAUAAUCCCCUGUAUAAAUAUGAACAUAAUUUCAUAUGAACAUACUGUAUACAUCAAUAUAAUUAUAAAAACUGUAGAUUAGAACGAGUGAAUGAAACGUGUAAAGUAUUUCCAGAGUUGUGUGGUGCAUUUGUUGUGUGUUAAAUUGAAUUAACCAAUUGUUUUCCAGUGUGAAGGGAUGACACUGUAUGGCUGGGUAAAUUGUUCUGCCCACAAUACAUUAAAACCCUACAUGUGUGAUUCCUCAAAGGGUGCCUUAUUAAAACCAUUCCUACUGA